ACGUUCUGUGGGAUAUGAGAGCUCUAGACGCAUGACUGCUCCUUCUAGCAAGUAGAAAAGAUUUUUCAAAGCGGUGGACAGGUAUGGUGCGGGUCUGCCAGUUUCACAUUUCCUUAUUCGCGCUUGGAGCAGGACCCAGUGGUCUUGUAGUACAAUACUCCUGUUACGAUGGUUUCUACCACUUCAAAUUCCUCCACCGGCAUCGUUGAAGCCGUGUCAGUGGAUACCGUCUUGCUAUCGGGCAGCUUCAACUCGAAUGAUUCGCCAACUCACGCAGGGUCAGACUCCAGCGUUACCAAGCCUAGCGAAUCCACUGUUGCGAGCACACCGCUGCUGGUUGGUAUCAUCGCUGCUUCGGUGAUCGUCGUCGUGGUUGUUCUCCUCGUUAUCCGUUCCCGACGUUGUCGAUACGAAGCAAAGUUAUUCUCACCCAGCAGUUCGACGUUCCAGGGGGUGACUUCGACGACGACAUCAGAACAAACGUCGAAUACCCUCGGAGCAAGCUCAGCGUCGACGGUCGUAUCAUCUCCGCGACCGCCUCUCAUGGAGACGUUUAAGUUGUCGAGAAUGUCAGCAAAAGAUCAGUCUGGUGACCAAGUUUCCAUUGAUAUUCAGGACGCGUCGAUGAAUGGACUACCAUCCACUAGGGGUACACAAGCCUCUCGAACGACGAGCUUGAUCAGUGUUCGGUCGGUAUUUUCAGCGUCUUUCCUGAUGCGUGGCGGAUUAGGUUCGUCAUUACCGAGUCUCUCGGUCUUCAGAGCUUCACGUGCAAGUCGAUCCAGUGAAACAAACAGGAGUACAAUGGACACCCGUGCAUCGACGACCUCCUACGCACAAACGGCAGCAACAGCUUCCGAUUUGAGUACUACAAUUCCUAUUGAUCAAAGACAAGGUGACGCUUGGAGAGAUCUAUCGGACACGUGCUGGUCCAUUGGUCCAGGAAGCGACAGUGAGACGGAGAGUGAGCGAUUCAUGCUGCCUAUAGCAACACGUUCCAAAGCGUAUAGUGGGGCUAUGAUACUCAAUCGAGGUCGGUUGUCAACGCUUUCCGACAGAACUGCUGAGUUCGAGGAGGAAACUGCUGAAAAGGACCAGAACGUCAACUCCCUGGACGAUUCCUCUCGUCGACGAGAUCUCGCUAUGAGUGCUCUGGACGACUUGUCUCCUCGAAGAGAACGGGGUAUCAGUCAAUUCGAUGACUCCUCCAUUUGUCGGGUACGUGGACUCAGCACUCUUGAUAGUCGAAAGAAGGCCAACUCAGUCGCUGAGACCGACACAAACCAGUCAUGUAGCUCGUAUUUCUCGGUUGACUCCGACUACAUGUAUUAUGGUGAAACCAUUAAGGACUGUAACUCCAUCUUCUUUUACGACAGUGACAGUGACUGCAGUAGUAACAGUAGCAGUGACAGUGAUGAUAGCUUGCGAGAGGAAGAACUCUAGCAAGCUAGAUGUAGCAACCAUUUAAUGUAAGUACGUGAAUACUUGG
Phytophthora nicotianae INRA-310 is the source of this 1489-nucleotide messenger RNA. RefSeq lists its product as hypothetical. The record is from RefSeq and is a predicted model, not a curated record. The transcript has a single exon. Bases 169 to 1443 code for a protein of 424 amino acids. Lineage: Eukaryota; Oomycota; Peronosporomycetes; Peronosporales; Peronosporaceae.